AUGGAGCGAGAACGAGAUCGUGAUCGUGACCGGGAUCGACCAGAGCGUGGCAGUGGUGGCGGUGGUGCUGCGGGGGACCGAGAUGUGAAGCACUCGCUGGAGCCACGGGAUCUGUCGGCAACGAGGCUCUUUUCCGCAACGCAAAUCAAAAUUAGCACUUCACCCACCACGUCGCCGACCAUAUCGAACUCGUCAUCGCCGACGCCGACACCGCCGAUACCGGCCGUCUCGCCAGCCGUGACAGGCGUGGGAAGCGGCUAUCACCAUUCCAAUCACAAACAAAUCACGGGAAUUCCGUGCGUGGCGGCCGCGUCCAAGUACACUGCUCCGGUGCACAUCGACGUCGGCGGCACGAUCUACACUAGUUCGUUGGAGACCUUGACGAAGUAUCCGGACUCUCGGCUAGCCAAGCUGUUCAACGGCUGUAUCCCGAUCGUGUUGGAUUCACUCAAGCAGCACUACUUUAUCGACCGUGACGGGGGCAUGUUCCGGCACAUUCUCAACUUUAUGCGCAACUCCAAGCUGUUGGUUGCCGAAGACUUUCCCGAUCUCGAGCUCCUGCUGGAAGAAGCCAAAUAUUUCGAUAUUGUUCCUAUGAUCAAACAGAUCGAACAGAUAAAAAAGGAACGAACACGCAGUGGGAACGGAUGGCCUCCGUUCGGAAGCAACCGGCUGCGCAGCAAAUCGUCGACGCUGCCGGAUGCAAAUCACGACGUGGUGGCUCUGCACAUCUCUCCAGAUCUUGGUGAACGAAUUUUGAUCUCGGCCGAACACUCCAUACUGGAUGAAGUUUUCCCGGAGACGAACCAGGCUAUCCUAGACGCACGAACCGGCGCUGCCUGGAAUCAGUUCGAUGGCAGGCAAGUUAUCCGGUUCCCACUGAAUGGCUACUGCAAACUUAACUCCAUCCAAGUGCUGACGCGAUUGCUGAACGCCGGGUUUAACGUCGAAGCCAGCACCGGCGGUGGCGUAGAAUCGCAGCAGUUCUCUGAGUAUCUACUAAUUCGUAAAAGUUCAAUGUGA
Molecule: messenger RNA, 1023 nt
Organism: Sabethes cyaneus
Lineage: Eukaryota; Metazoa; Arthropoda; Insecta; Diptera; Culicidae
Gene: twz
Product: BTB/POZ domain-containing protein Tiwaz
Exons: 4
Coding region: 1-1023 (340 amino acids)
Biological process (GO): protein homooligomerization
Molecular function (GO): protein binding
Source: RefSeq, a predicted model, not a curated record